AUCUUCCACUUAUGAUGAAUCAAAAUCUCACAAAAACACACCCUUUCUUUAUCAUUCCUUCCCUAUGCUAGCAAGACACUUCUAUCUGUUCUGAAGAAACCCAGUUAACAAGCAAUGGCUGCUGCUUCCCCCAUGGCCAGCCAGCUCAAGAGUAACUUUACCACCUCCCUUAUAAAGGGACUUGUCUCUCCCAAGGGUCUCCCUGCAACUCCUUUGAGGGUCUUGCCUUCCAAGAGAAACCCUUCCUUCACAAUCAGAGCUGUCCAGGCAGAAAAGCCAACUUACCAAGUGGUUCAACCAAUUAAUGGGGAUCCAUUCAUUGGAAGCUUGGAGACUCCAGUAACAUCAAGUCCAUUGAUUGCUUGGUACCUCUCCAACCUACCUGCCUAUCGGACGGCAGUCAACCCACUACUGAGAGGCAUUGAAGUGGGUUUGGCCCAUGGGUUCCUGUUGGUUGGACCCUUUGUUAAGACUGGGCCUCUGAGGAACACUGAAUAUGCAGGAGCAGCUGGGUCUCUUGCAGCAGCAGGCCUUGUUAUUAUAUUAAGCAUUUGCUUAACAAUCUAUGGAGUUGCUUCAUUCAAGGAAGGAGAGCCGUCAAUUGCUCCCUCCUUAACCUUGACAGGGAGGAAGAAGCAGCCUGAUCAGCUACAAACUGCAGAUGGGUGGGCCAAGUUCACUGGAGGGUUCUUCUUUGGUGGAAUUUCUGGUGUCACCUGGGCUUUCUUCCUCCUCUACGUUCUAAACCUGCCAUAUUUCGUUAAGUAGAUUUUUGGCCUUUACCAAAAUGUCCAUUUGGUGAUUGGGACUCUCUUUGUUGCAUGUGUUUAUUUGGCGAGGUAAGGAAAUGGAAAAUUGUAUAUUUGAUUGAUGACUGCGUGAUUAAAGGACAAUUGGGUUUUCAAUAA
Messenger RNA from Macadamia integrifolia, 908 nucleotides. RefSeq names its product photosystem I reaction center subunit XI, chloroplastic-like. Gene Ontology annotation, biological process: photosynthesis. The record is from RefSeq and is a predicted model, not a curated record. Bases 115 to 768 code for a protein of 217 amino acids. Gene Ontology annotation, cellular component: photosystem I reaction center; chloroplast thylakoid membrane; photosystem I. The transcript has 2 exons. NCBI's taxonomy places the organism in Eukaryota, Viridiplantae, Streptophyta, Magnoliopsida, Proteales, Proteaceae.